Syngnathoides biaculeatus (alligator pipefish) is the source of this 1821-nucleotide messenger RNA. RefSeq names its product teleost multiple tissue opsin b (gene tmtopsb). The transcript is spliced from 4 exons. Gene Ontology annotation, cellular component: photoreceptor outer segment; membrane. The record is from RefSeq and is a predicted model, not a curated record. Gene Ontology annotation, molecular function: G protein-coupled receptor activity. Lineage: Eukaryota; Metazoa; Chordata; Actinopteri; Syngnathiformes; Syngnathidae. Bases 85 to 1275 code for a protein of 396 amino acids. Gene Ontology annotation, biological process: G protein-coupled receptor signaling pathway; visual perception.
CUCAGUCCGCAUGGCGCGACUGGUCGAGCGCAGGCGAGAACCGAACCCUCCCGAAGUCGGCUCGGCCCGGAACUCUGCGGCGGCAUGAUCGACUCGUCCAACGUGAGCCUGAGCUGCGCGCAGUGCCCGGCCGCGUCCGCCGCCGUCGCGGAGGCGUCGGGCUCGACGCCGCCUCCCCCUCCGCCGCCGCCGUCGUCGUCGUCGUCGUCGUCUUCGUCGUCGUCGCUCAGCCCGACGGGUCACGCGGUGGUGGCGGCGUGCCUGGGCUCGAUCGGCACUCUGGGCUUCGUGUGCAACUCUGUGGUUCUGGCCAUGUUCCUGCGCUACCGGGCGCUGCGGACGCCCAUCAACCUGCUGCUGGUCAGCAUCUCGGUCAGCGACCUGCUGGUCAGCGUGCUCGGGACGCCCUUCAGCUUCGCGGCCAGCCUCCGCGGCCGCUGGCUGAUCGGACGCGCCGGCUGCGUGUGGUACGGCUUCGUCAACGCCUGCUUGGGCAUCGUGUCGCUCAUCUCGCUGGCCGUGCUGUCCUACGAGCGCUACUGCACCAUGACGGUACCCAACAUGGCGGACGGCCGCGACUUCCGCCCGGCGCUGGGCGGCAUCUGCUUCUCCUGGUUGUACUCCAUGGCCUGGACGGUGCCCCCCCUGCUGGGCUGGAGCCGCUACGGCCCCGAGGGUCCCGGCACCACGUGCUCGGUGGACUGGCGCUCGCAGACGGCCAACAACGUCUCGUACGUGUUGUGCCUGUUCGCCUUCUGCCUGGUGCUGCCUUUCGGCGUCAUCGUCUUCUCCUACGGGAAGCUGCUGCUCGCCAUCCGACAGGUGCGCAGCCGCACCUCGCUGGUGACGCGGCGGCGGGAGCGGCGGGUGCUGCUCAUGGUUCUGACCAUGGUGGUCUGCUACCUGGUCUGCUGGCUGCCUUACGGCGUGGUGGCCCUGAUGGCCACCCUGGGGCCCGGCGACCCCCUCGGCCCGGAGGCCAGCGUCCUGCCGUCGCUGCUGGCCAAGUCGUCCACGGUGGUCAACCCCUUCAUCUACAUCUUCAUGAACAAGCAGUUCUACCGCUGUUUCCGGGCCUUCUUCAGAUGCUCCGACGUGGAGCCACGCUCGAGCCUCAAAACCUUCUCCAGGGCGACCAAGACGCUGCGCAGCGUGCGGCCGGAGCUCCGCGAGUGCCCGCCGUCCUCCGCCCGGGCCUCGGCGCCGCCGCCUCCGCCUCCGCCGACGACCCGUCCCGGACCCAAAUUGACUCUGGUGGCUCAUUACAGAAAGUGAGGACAUUCGAGACCUCGCACAAACUUUGCCGACUUGGGCUCUGCCGGACCUUUUGCGGCUCGCUCGUGUGCGGACUGAACGACCGGACUCGGACCCGUCAGGACUUUCCCAUUGACAGUCGAUAGAACCGCACAGGAGCGCAAGCGUUUCCAUGAAGAACCUUCAGUUGAGAUGGGAUAAAGGAACCGUCGCAAGACCUUCACUGGAGUUUUUGAGCGUUGCGACAGCAGAAGUCGGCCCACGCGUGAGCGUGACGUUGCCAACUGGUUGUUUAUUUUCAACCUUUAGUUACGCAGACGAGGCGACGGGCCGAAGGGAAGACGCAACCCUACGAUUAGCGCAGUUAGCACCGAAAGAAAAAACGCUUGCUAAGCGGCUCCGUCGCUAAAAACACACAAAAACGUGACGCAUUGGACUCAAAAUAAUCAAAUAAAGCACUUGUGGACUUGUAAAACUUUAUUAUUUUUUCAAAUGUGUGUGUGUGAGGAAAGCGAGAAGAGAUAAAAAAAAAAAAAACAAUGCUUGGAUGAGCGCUUGAAAGGACUC